Messenger RNA from Prunus armeniaca (apricot), 630 nucleotides. The record is from the annotation of a GenBank genome assembly. Lineage: Eukaryota; Viridiplantae; Streptophyta; Magnoliopsida; Rosales; Rosaceae.
AUGGAGGAGAUGGAGGAGAUGGAGGAGGAUGUUUUUAUAGGAAAGGCACUGCGUCAGAGCGAAAAGCCAUAUAAAUGGGCCAUGUACGGCGAAUGGGAACCCCUAAAAGAAUUCUACAAGAAGAAGCCAGAUGAAGUAGUCCGCCAAUUGUCAACGAACAACGACACUGUACUACAUGUCGUAGCCGUUGCCGGACACAACGAAGUGCUUCAGUUUUUGAUUGAUCUAAUAAAAGAGCCUAAUAAGUUAUUGUGUGCAUUUACAACCGGGAACAGCUAUGGCAAUACCAUUCUGCAUGAGAUGGCUGCGUCUGGAAAUCUGGAGGCCACAGUGAUCUUGAUGAGCGAGGAGAACAAAGUCAAGGAAAAGUAUCGUAGCUAUAAAAGUAUGCUAGAGAUUCAGAACAGCUUAGGAGAGACCCCACUCUACAGGGCUGCUGCUUUCGGUCACACAAACUUGGUCAAAUAUUUGGCUUCCCAAGUGAAGCUGCAGCCGCAGCAGCAGGAUAUAGAGCAGCAGGAUAUAGAGAAGCUGCAGGAGGAGGCUAUGGAGUACCACUUCAACAGAAACCAUGAUAACUUAUCCAUUCUUCAGAUCGCAGUCAUUAGCCAACAUUUUGCUGUGAAUUAA